AUGGCUCCCAAGAACAACCGUGGAAAGACAAAAGGCGAGAAGAAGAAGAAAGAAGAGAAAGUUCUUCCGGUUAUCGUGGAUGUCAUUGUAAACCUUCCUGACGAAACUGAGGCUAUUUUGAAGGGAAUAUCAACGGACAGGAUCAUAGAUGUUCGACGGCUUUUAUCCGUUAACUUCGAUACUUGUCACAUCACCAAUUACUCUCUAUCCCAUGAGGUAAGAGGAUCGCGGUUAAAAGACACAGUGGAUGUUUCGGCGCUUAAACCAUGUGUUCUGACGUUAACGGAAGGUAAAAAUUCUCCACUGCAUCAAUACGCCGUUAACGCGCCGUUAAAUCUAAACUGUCAAUAG
Messenger RNA from Arabis nemorensis, 351 nucleotides. The record is from the annotation of a GenBank genome assembly. NCBI's taxonomy places the organism in Eukaryota, Viridiplantae, Streptophyta, Magnoliopsida, Brassicales, Brassicaceae.